UUAAUCUUGCUUGCCUUGAAGGGAUCUAACUAUGCUGGUCUGCUGGAGCGACAUCGCAUUCAUACAAAAAAUGUGGAGCAUAUUGUAGACAGUUUACGGAACGAGAGGAUAGAAGUUCGUCUUGUUAAACGUCGAGAAUAUAAUGAAGAGACAGUUCGGUGGGCAGAUGCUGUUAUAUCAGCAGGAGGUGAUGGUACAAUGUUGUUGGCAGCCAGUAAGGUCUUUGAUAAAUUUAAACCAGUUAUUGGAGUAAAUACUGAUCCUGAAAGAUCGGAGGGUCACUUAUGCUUGCCUGUGAGAUAUACACACUUGUUUCCUGAAGCACUACAGAAGCUUUAUCGUGGUGAGUUCAGGUGGCAGUGGCGGCAAAGAAUCCGACUGUAUCUUGAAGGAACUGGUAUUAACCCAACCCCUGUAGAUUUACAUGAACAGCAGCUAAGCCAAGAGCAACACAGCAGGGCUCACAUAAAUGAAAGAUUCCAGGACCAAAGAUCUGACAUUUCUGGUCCACAUCUUUUACCAGUGAGAGCACUCAAUGAAGUCUUCAUUGGGGAAUCUCUUUCAUCCAGGGAGAACUUUAAGUCCUGCAAACCCAGUUUUAAAUUCUCGCUUCAUAGGGCCUCCUAUUAUGAGAUAUCAGUUGAUGAUGGUCCUUGGGAAAAACAGAAGAGUUCAGGGCUUAAUGUGUGUACUGGAACAGGAUCAAAAGCAUGGUCCUAUAAUAUUAACAAGGUAGCACAUCAAGCUGUGGAAGAGAUCCUUAAGAUUGCUAAAAAGCAUGGAAGUUUGAAUAUGCCAUUGAACACGGAACUAGUACAAAAAGUAACAAAUGAUUACAAUGAGUCUCUGCUCUACAGUCCAGAAGAACCAAAGAUGUUUUUCAGUAUUCGAGAGCCUAUUGUAAACAGAGUUUUCUCAAGUAGCCGGCAGCGUGGCUUCUCUUCAAAAGUCUGCGUCCGUUCCCGUUGUUGGGAUGCAUGUAUGGUAGUAGAUGGAGGAACAUCUUUUGAGUUCAAUGAUGGGGCGAUAGCUUCAAUAAAGAUUGAUACAGAGGAUGCACUGUGCACUGUUCUGCUGGAAGAGUGA
Messenger RNA from Phaethon lepturus (White-tailed tropicbird), 1086 nucleotides. RefSeq names its product NAD kinase 2, mitochondrial (gene NADK2). The coding region runs from base 199 to 1086 and encodes 295 amino acids. Gene Ontology annotation, biological process: NAD+ metabolic process. NCBI's taxonomy places the organism in Eukaryota, Metazoa, Chordata, Aves, Phaethontiformes, Phaethontidae. Gene Ontology annotation, cellular component: mitochondrion. Gene Ontology annotation, molecular function: NAD+ kinase activity. The record is from RefSeq and is a predicted model, not a curated record. The transcript has 12 exons.